Messenger RNA from Galeopterus variegatus (Sunda flying lemur), 1367 nucleotides. It is a transcript of the gene TDRD10, whose product is annotated as tudor domain containing 10. The record is from RefSeq and is a predicted model, not a curated record. NCBI's taxonomy places the organism in Eukaryota, Metazoa, Chordata, Mammalia, Dermoptera, Cynocephalidae.
AUGGACGGCGGGCAGCCCACCCUCUCCGUGCGCCCCUCCCCUACGCGGCUGGCGCCUCCCAGCCGCAACAUCUCCCGCCCCGAACCGGGGGCGGCGGGGCGGCAGCGGCUGCACGUGCUGACUGGCCGCAUCCCCGCGAGCACAGAGCCCCCCAUCUGCACCGAGCGUUGUCAUCCGGGCGCUGCCUUCAAACGCGCCCGUGAGAACGCCACGUGCGCUGCUGAGUCCCAGGAAGGACGCCCCCGGCUCCCCAGAGUGCCAGGCGCGCCCAGCCCGCUCACUCCACUCUCUGUGCAAACGUUAUGUGUGGUGCUGGUGGAGGUGGAGGGGGAAGUUCUGGGCCUUCUAAAGGACUUCAACCCUGUCCAUAUCCACAAAAUCCAGAAUGGCUGCAAAUGCUUUGCAUUUGUAGAUCUGGGCUCCGUGCAGAUCCAGGAGCUGAAUGGCAAGCUCUUCCACAAAUGAAUUGUGAAUACAAGCAAAAGGCUUCCUAAAAAGAUCCCUGGCUGGGCCAAGUGGCCCCAGGAGAUGUUGGUUUUGGAGAGGGCGUCUGGUGAAGGAUUGGCCAGAGCCGCUGCCUCUCUGGGUGCCUCCAGGACUUAUUGUAUGCAGCUCACUCCUAAGGCUUCUCUGGACCCCUGUGAGACAGAGAAACUGAGGGCAGCCUUCUUUGCAGUUCCAAUGGAAAUGAGAGGAUCCUUCCUGGUGCUGCUCCUGAGGGAAUGCUUCCAAGACCUGAGCCUCAUCCACAGCAUCCACAGGGAGCUGGGGCUGCUGGUGACCAAUGUCAUCCCUCAGACCCCAUUUUUCUGGGCCAUGCACAUCACUGAGACUCUGCACCAGAACAUGCAGGUGCUGUUCAGCACCCUCGCUGAGGCAGAGGAGCGGCAGCCCUAUCUGGACAACUCUGCAGUGCAGCGUGGGACCCGCUGUCUGGCUGAGUACCUCCUAGGCAAUUAUGGACACGCCUGGAACAGGUGCUGGGUGCUGGACAGGGUGGACAACUGGGCUGUGGUCAUGUUCACUGAUAUUAGCCAGUUGGCCACCAUUCCCAUGCAGUCCUUGCGCAGCCUGGAUAGUGAUGACUUCUGGACCAUCCCUCCUCUGACUCAGCCAUUCAUGCUGAAGAGAAACAUUUUGCAUUAUGAUCAGGUUGUCCAUCAAAUCCUCAAAGGGAAAAUCACUGGCGCUUUGGACUCCGAGUUGCACAUCCUGAAGUUUGAAGAGUUUAAAUAACAGGGCUACACCCGGCAUGUCCCCUCUCCUGUGUCCCGUCUUUUCAUCCCUUUCAUUCUUGAGGCCUUGGAGGUGAAAAAGGCUCGACUAUGCUCGUUGAUUGAUUUGAUUCCCGUUUUCCCUUUACCCCC